AGCCGCGCGCUCCCGACCACGUACACGCAGCGCGGGCGCGCGCGGCGAAGGCGUGGAGUUUGGGAUUUUGAGCCUGGGAGGGGUUGCGAACGGAAAGACACGAACAGGAAAGGGCCGCACAUUCGCGCACACACGUCACAGAGAAGGGGAAACGGCAAAGAAACGACACUGGGCGAUGUUGAAUUUCCACCGUUAUUCAUUCACCCUUGUUCCCGUGCGUAUCUCCGAGCCCGUCGCAUUCCUCUCCGGGGCCGUCGUCCGAGCUCGGAGCUGUCACCCAGACGCUCCUGUUCCCCUUCGAAGCGAAGCAUCAACUGCCGCUGAAUACACACUGGGAGCUCCUCAGGAGAGGACCGGAGAAGCGGUGCCAUUGUCCCCCUCGCCGGGCUGCGCGUGUGCCCGCACGCCGAGGCUUCACACUCGGCGUUGCGAGGUUGCGUUAGCCAGAGUUGGACUUUUAUUCCACUAACUGAUCGGUGUACUGAUGGAAGCCUUUCCCCGAUAGUUCCUCCUCUCCUCCUCUAACCCAUCGGGUUAGGGGAACUCGCCGGAUUUGCCACUCGGGCGCUGUCCUCUCUGAGGGGGGGCGCCGGCCGGCCGGAUCACCAGCUCCCCGCCCGCCCCUCCUCGCAGCUCACCUGUCUGCGGCUGUGGCAACGAGACCCCAGCCGCCGCCGAGCCGCCCGAACAUGGCAGGGAACCUUAAGAAAGGCGGGGGGCUCAUCGGAAUGAUGAAGGAUGCCUUCCAGCCGCACCACCACCACCUCCAUUCGCACCACCAGCCCGGGGCCGUGGACAAAAAGACCGUGGAGAAGUGCUGGAAACUGAUGGAUAAGGUGGUGCGUUUGUGCCAAAACCCCAAAUUGGCCCUGAAGAACAGCCCCCCUUAUAUCCUGGACCUGUUGCCAGACACGUACCAGCACCUGCGCACAAUUUUGUCUCGCUACGAGGGCAAAAUGGAAACCCUGGGGGACAACGAGUACUUCCGAGUCUUCAUGGAGAACCUCACCAAGAAGACCAAACAGACGAUCAGCUUGUUCAAGGAGGGCAAGGAGCGCAUGUAUGAAGAGAACUCGCAACCCAGGAGGAACCUCACCAAGCUCUCACUGAUCUUUAGCCACAUGCUGGCAGAGCUGAAGGCCAUCUUUCCCAGUGGACUGUUUCAGGGCGACAAUUUCCGCAUCACCAAGGCUGAUGCUGCAGAGUUCUGGAAGCGUGCCUUCGGGGACAAGACCAUUGUGCCCUGGAAGGUGUUCCGUCAGUCUCUCCAUGAAUUCCAUCCCAUCAGUUCCGGCCUGGAGGCCAUGGCCCUCAAGUCCACCAUCGACCUCACAUGCAAUGACUAUAUCUCCGUUUUCGAAUUUGACAUCUUCACCAGGCUUUUCCAGCCUUGGUCAUCCCUUUUACGAAACUGGAACAGCUUGGCAGUCACUCACCCAGGUUACAUGGCCUUCCUCACUUAUGACGAGGUCAAAGCACGACUGCAGAAAUUCAUUCAUAAACCUGGAAGUUACAUCUUCCGACUGAGCUGCACCCGGCUGGGCCAGUGGGCCAUCGGCUACGUGACGGCUGAUGGAAACAUUCUCCAGACCAUUCCUCAUAAUAAACCUCUCUUUCAGGCCCUCAUAGAUGGCUUCAGGGAAGGAUUCUAUUUAUUCCCUGACGGCCGGCCCCAAAAUCCAGACUUGACAGGACUGUGUGAGCCUUCGCCUCAAGACCAUAUUAAAGUCACACAGGAGCAAUAUGAGCUCUACUGUGAGAUGGGCUCUACCUUCCAGUUGUGUAAAAUCUGUGCAGAGAAUGACAAGGACGUGAAGAUUGAGCCCUGUGGUCAUCUCAUGUGCACCUCCUGUCUCACUGCCUGGCAGGAGUCCGAGGGUCAAGGCACUGGCUGCCCAUUCUGUCGCUGCGAGAUUAAAGGUACCGAGCAUAUCGUUGUGGAUCCAUUUGAUCCCAAGGACAACAGCGGGGGCUCCUGUCGGGCCCUUUUUGGGGCAGAGGGCGCACCGUCGCCUAGCUAUGAUGAUGAUGAUGACGACAAACUUGAAGAUCCCCACCUAAUGAUGAGCAAACUUGCUUGUACUAAGGUGGAACGGCCCCCAUCACCCAUGUCCAUGACUCCUCAGUCUUCCCUUCCACCCGUGCCACCCAGACUCGACCUGCUUCCACACAGACCCGCUAACCCACCUGGUGCCUCCAGUCCUGGAGUAACUACUAAGGCAGCAUCUCAUCACAAAGACAAGCCGCUUCCUCUUCCGCCAGCACUGAGGGAUCUCCCCCCUCCACCACCUCCAGACCGCCCCCACGCGGCCGCACCUUGCUCGGAGGGGCGCAUGCAGAGACGGCCCCUACCCUGCACACCAAGCGAGGCCCCCAGAGAUAAACUGCCCCCAGCACCCCCAAACCGGCCGCCUACUGACUGGAAUGCUCGUCCUGUUCCUAAAGCCCCGACGUCCUCAUCUUCAGCCUCCUCUUCUUCCUCAACUAUUCAAGUCUCCGGUGUGGGUGUAGACAUUCGUACAGGUGUCAGGGAGCUCUCCAACCGACACUCCCUCCCUUUGGCGUUGCCCUCUGCUCUGGACACACGCACAGAACCGCAGAAGAACAAUAACUCUCUCAGUUUGGACCACCAGCUGAACUUCGUCUCAGUGGUUGGACAAGAUUAUGACAACCCCAAAGUCAAACCGUCAUCGUCUGCCAAUGCCAUCUAUGCACUGGCAAGCAGACCUUCCUCAGCUAUGAGGUCAGUGACAGGGGAGGAGGCCCAUAACAGUGAGGAGGAAUCAGAAUACAUGAUCCCCUCCUCUCGCCCUGUUCUACCCCCCAUCACGGGCCCACCUUUGGGCGAAAGCCCUUCGGUUUCGAGGGCCCCUCAGUCUCAGCUACAUUUUUCCCUUCACACACAGGCUCAAGCCAUCGCCUUCAACAUGCGAACGACACUGGCAGAACUGGAUGAUGUCCCUCCGAUGUAUGAGGCCAUGUACAACAUCCAAGCCACGUCGCAGCAAGCCAGAGAUUCAGAUUAUUCAGAGCUACCCCCUCUACCUAUGACCAACGGACCCAGAGAGAACACGGCGGAGGACAGGGAAGAUGAGAACACCGGCUACGACUUCCCCAUACCACAACUGCCGAUGCCCCCAACUCGACGGACCUUUUCAGAACUGGGAGGGUCCUCCUCAUCCACUUCAUCCUCUUCAUCAAGCUCGUCCUCUGUGGCAGCAUGCAUCUUGGAGCCCAUGGAAGCCCCGGAGAGGCCUCCCAAGCCCCUCCCCAGACGCAUCAACUCAGAGCGUCGACCCAGCCCAGUCCCGCCGGUCCCCAGCCCUGCCGGUUGCGGGGCGACAGGAGGAGACAUAAACCCUCAGAUAAGCAGCGAGAUAGAGCACCUCAUUAGUCAGGGAUACUCGCACCAGGACAUCCAGAAAGCACUGAUGAUUGCACAGAACAAUAUCGAGAUGGCCAAGAACAUCCUGCGAGAGUUCGUCUCCAUUCCCCCCAGCGCGCACAUUCUCACAUAGCACACCUUGGCAUCUCACCCUAGCAUGGCUCGAUUCUUUCAUAAAGGUCGGAACGGCGGGUUGCCCGCAACGUGACACUCUCCGGUGCUUGUCGACGCCCCUGUCCCGCAUCGUGGAAUUUUGAACUGUCUGGCGCUUGCAGCAGCUAUCGGGAGUCUUCUCCAAAGUGCGAGAAGAGCAUCUCGUCAGGCCCGAAUUUGCAACGACAAAAACAGGACUAAUUUCGAAAGCCUCUCGCUAAAAAUGUAACCAAGACCUCACAAAUAAAAUGUAUGUCUAUAUGAAAGUUUAAUAUAUGGAUAAAUGUAUAUUAAAUGUGUGUAAUAUAUACAAGUCAGUACGUUAAACGAUGUUGGCUUCGAGGGUUGCUGUUGGUACAAGUGCCAUGCGUAUUCCUGUCGUCAAAAUUGAGAUGAGAGGAUGACACAUUGGCACCGCCGUGUGUGUGUGUG
This is a messenger RNA of Syngnathoides biaculeatus (alligator pipefish), 3970 nucleotides long. RefSeq names its product Cbl proto-oncogene, E3 ubiquitin protein ligase (gene cbl). The record is from RefSeq and is a predicted model, not a curated record. The transcript has 16 exons. The coding region runs from base 690 to 3518 and encodes 942 amino acids. Gene Ontology annotation, biological process: cell surface receptor signaling pathway; negative regulation of epidermal growth factor-activated receptor activity. Gene Ontology annotation, molecular function: SH3 domain binding; ubiquitin protein ligase activity; receptor tyrosine kinase binding. Gene Ontology annotation, cellular component: membrane raft; plasma membrane. NCBI's taxonomy places the organism in Eukaryota, Metazoa, Chordata, Actinopteri, Syngnathiformes, Syngnathidae.